Molecule: messenger RNA, 1778 nt
Organism: Eucalyptus grandis
Lineage: Eukaryota; Viridiplantae; Streptophyta; Magnoliopsida; Myrtales; Myrtaceae
Exons: 1
Coding region: 87-800 (237 amino acids)
Source: RefSeq, a predicted model, not a curated record
CAACAAAACACAAACGACUCACGUCUCCUUCCUUCCUUCCCUUCUUCCUUCCCUUCCAGUUGAUCUCGCCGGCUGCUGCAGCGGCGAUGUCGGGUCUGUUAGCCCGGAGGUGCAGGGGCUCCAAGAUCAAGCUCCUCGCCGCCACCCUCCUCCCUCCAUCUUCCUCCAUUAACCCCCGCCCUCCUCCUCCCUCUCGGCCUGUCCUCCCCUCCUCUCGCCGCCAUCAUCAUCCCCAUGUCCAUCCUCCCCUCCGCUCGUUCCUUCCCCCGGCCUCCUCCUCGCCCUACUACUCCACCACCGCCUCUCCCUCCCCUUCCGACAAGCCUCCCCACCCGACCGCCUACCCCAGCCAAAACCCCGACUUCAAGCACCAGGAGAUCGAGGGCCCCACCGUCGAGCGCGACCUCUCUGCCCUGGCCAACGAGACCCGCCAGGUGCUCGAGGAUUUGAUGAAGACCCUCUACAGCUCCAGCAAGGCGAUCGCCGCUCUGGGUCUCGCCCAGCUCGCCCUCGGCGCUUGGAUCUCCUACCUCACCCGCUCCUCCCCCAUCUUCGAGGCCUCCCUCCUCGGCUGCGUCGCCUUCGGCUUCCCCUUCUCCCUCGCCUUCCUGCUCCGCCAGUGCGUCAAGCCCAUCUACUUCUUCUUCAAGAUGGAGCAGCUCGGCCGCCUCCAGAUCCUCACCCUCUCGCUCCAGGCUGCCAAGAGCUUGAACGUCUUCUUCGUCCGGGCUCGCGGGGUUUCCUAUUUUUGCGUUGCGGCUCUCUCCUUAGGUGUCUUGUUCACUUUGCUCUCCAAAUGACCCGCCCCCCCCUCUCUCUCUCUCUCUCUGUUUUGUUUUUCUUGGCAUCCUUUUCGUUUCCCUGGCUUCUCAUAUCUAUAUACACAGCACACGAUUCGUGGGUUUUUACCAAAUGGCUGGUCCUUCCCUCUUACAUAAUUUUGUGAGGAGUAAGAAGCGCCAGAGGUUUUUGGCUGUGUGGCCCCUGACUGCUGUGGAAACCAUAUAUAAGUUGCCCUCAAAAUCAAGUCCCUACUUGCAAUUGCGGGUUCAUUCUGUCGAAAUUGUAGCCUGUGAGAACUGCCUCCUCAAUAUGCUUUCUAAUAGAUGGUCUUUUUACUCUAUACUUACUUUAGCGUGCUGUGGUGAAAGUUGAAGAUGAUGACAAAUAUAUGGCUGCAUACAUUGUCCUAGCUUUUUUCUGUACAGUUUUGCUGGAUGUGGCAGCAUUAUGCUAGACUGGACAGAUUGCCUAACCGUUUUGCAUCCUCCCUAGACAUCCUAUUAGUUGCCCUCAUUGUAAAGUAGCAAGCUCUGGAUCAACCUUCGGCCAGUAGAUGUGGAUAAUCCAUAGGUAUUCAUUCGUCUCUGUUAGUAUUAGUAGUAGUGAGAUAUCAUAAGGUGCCUUAUGCAAUGGCUGCCUUUUUACCCGAUUACUCUUGUUAUCUCUGUGGGUGUUCCGCAAGGCUGGCAGAGGGCCAGUAUAUGUCCAAGUCUCCUCUGUCUCUCUUUAAUGAGUUAAGUUGCAGUGGCAACUUUCCAAAAGCAGAUGAAAACUGUUCAUCUAGGCUGGUAGAUUACAUUUCAUUGCGUGUUCAAUGGGAAGCACCUAGUCUUUGUUUUGAGUUCGCCCAGAAGUGGCAUUUGGCAAUACUCUCUCGAGUGACUGGAUAUGAUUGUGUAAGAGUAGAGGUUAAAGGUGGUUUGCCCGUCUGCUGGGCAUGCCCCUCAACUCUAAUGAUUGCUUGCUCUCCUUAUUGAAUUGUUCGUUGUAUGUAA